This is a messenger RNA of Guyanagaster necrorhizus, 766 nucleotides long. RefSeq lists its product as uncharacterized. The record is from RefSeq and is a predicted model, not a curated record. The coding region runs from base 302 to 688 and encodes 128 amino acids. The transcript has 2 exons. NCBI's taxonomy places the organism in Eukaryota, Fungi, Basidiomycota, Agaricomycetes, Agaricales, Physalacriaceae.
CUUGACGUUAUGAAUUGACGAAGAAUCGAGACCGAGCCUCGUCGGGAGGACUUUUAGCAUGAGGCCGGACCGCAGAAGCCGAACUCGUCUCGAGUCAUUUAGACCGUCUAGGCACAUGUCUCUCUUAUAAGAGUGGAUUCAUCAUAACAUGUCCAAUAUUUUCACCCAUCUACUGCCCUGGCACUGUGGCAGUGUACCCGGGGAUUGCUUACCUUGUGUUACCUGGGGAAGCCUUCACAUUCAAUCGUGCAAGUACUUGAACUGAGGGGGCAAAUUUUUUCUAAAGCUCAACUCUUAAUUAAUGGCCACCAAUACGGUAUCAAGCGGAUGCAUACCUUUCCCCUCAGUGCCACAAUCGGGCAAAUUUGCCUUUGCACGUCUUUGCAGUGACCGCGAGGUCUACCUCGUACAAUUGACCGAGGAAUCUUGUCGUUCCCUUUGUGGCGACCUUUCAUGUCCCCAGAAUGCCCCCAAUGCCUGUUUCACGAAUGAUACCCAAAAUGCGUCGAUAACGCUACGCCUAUUUCGUCAUGAAUUCAUUUCUAUUUUCCGUCUUGCGGGGAGCAAGACUGUACGCCUGUCGGAUAUCCGUAUUUUGGAGGUCAUAGAUGAUGCGGCAAAAAGAUAUGAGGAGGAGCAAGGGGUGGUGUUCCUGGCGAGAGGGCUGGUUAGCGGGAUGCGGCGCUGAUCGUAACGACGCGUUUUUUUGACGGGAUUUAUGGUUGAGGAGCAGCGUUGAGUGACAGGACCGAGUUGUGGAGGAGCG